GGCUCUGCGGCUGCUGAGGUCCUUCACAGAGACAACAGGAUGGUACUUUGUGCUGUGAGGGUGCUACUGAGGAGCUGUAGUGCCCCUGGAGCCAGAGCCAUUCAAAAGUCUCAGUGCAGUUUAACAAGAGGACUGGUCAGGCAGGGCCAGCAGAUCUGUGUCGGGACAGUUUGAGGAGAGGAAGAGCCAAAAGUGUCCCUCCUCUGUGUCCUGUAGCCCAGACUAUCUCAAAGACACAACAGUGGAUGGGUUUAUUCCAGCACACAUGGCUUCAACCCAGAUGAGAUCAAAGAGAAGCUGCUGGACUUUCCUGGGGGCUCCAUUGAUUUGUACAAACAAGAUUCUGGGAUAGCUUUCUUAACACUUAACAACCCUUCAAGGAUGAAUGCAUUCACAGGCAGUAUGAUGGUGGAUCUGGAGGAAAGAGUGGCAGAGCUAGAGAACUGGCCCGAUGGUAAAGGCCUUAUUGUCCAUGGAGCUGCAGGAACAUUUUGCUCUGGGUCAGAUUUAAAUGCUGUCAGAGCAAUAGCAAAUCCACAGGAUGGGAUGAAGAUGUGUAUGUUCAUGCAGAAUACACUUACAAGACUACAAAGGUUGCCACUAUUAUCAGUGGCUCUUGUGGAAGGAAAGGCUCUAGGAGGAGGAGCAGAGCUUGUGACAGCCUGUGAUUUUGUACUAAUGGUUCAAGGCAGUGUUGUCCAGUUUGUCCAUAAACACAUGGGUCUGGUCCCAGGAUGGGGCGGUGCUGCUCGACUUGUGCGUGUGGUUGGACCUCGAAAUGCCCUAAAGCUCCUUGGGGGCGCCAUCAAAGUCGAUGCUAAACUAGGAUUACAGAUUGGUCUAGCAGAUGAUGUACUUGAAGAUGUUCAAGACCAAAAGACAUUGCUACAGCAGACCGAAAAGUGGCUGAAUAACUGCACUAAAGGUCCUCCUGCUGUAAUUCAAGCUGUGAAAAAGGUAGUAAUAUCAGGGAGAGAGCUUCCUCUUUCUGAUGCUCUGAGGAUUGAGAAAGAAGUGUUUGGCACUGUGUGGGGCGGUCAAGCUAAUUUGCAGGCCUUAGCCAGCAAAUUGAAACAUAAAUGAGAGGGAUCAACUCAUUUUAAUGGUAUGGUAUGUAGGAUGUGCUCAUACUGGUUUAAAAAUGGUAUUGCAGUCACAACUGAACCUGGGUUGCCUGUGCCUUAACUUGCAUAUUGAGGAUACCAACACAAGUUUUGCUCAUUCUCAGUGUACUAUAGACUAUAGAUAAUACUAUAGAUAGACCAUACUGGAAAACUCAAAACUUUCUGAAUUAAUUCACUGGGGUCUAGCUACUGUUAGCUGCAUUGGCACCGAUUUAUGCUGCAGAGGCUGGGAUUUUGGGAGUGAAAGGUAAACAUUAACAAUUUGUGCAUCAUAUCCAAUGCUGGGACAUACGUUUUAGAAAUAUUAAAUAAAGUGAAUACUCUAUUAAACGUACCAUUUAUUGUUAUAACUUUAUUUAUUAUUUGUUACCAACUUUGCCUUUUAAUUAUUUGCUAGUUUUUUGUAGGUAAAUCGCAAAUUGAUUAAAUUUGAUAUACGAUAGAUGAAUAUUUUGGUGUCAUGUGUCACAUGAGAAGCUGUCUCUCCUCAGCUCUGAUUGUGGUAAUGAUUUGUGGCAAUAUUAAACACUUAAGACAGAAUGUAGCACUGGACAGAGAUGAGGUUUACUUAGCGCAGUGUUAUUUGGAGUUGGCACAGAAAUGCUGCUGCAGUUCCAUAUAUUUACUUUUAUUAAAUGUCAACAUAGUAACAUUUUAUGGUUAACCUAUUUCUAGGAUUAUCAAUUUAUAUCUUUUCUGUUAUUUGGCAUAGUAAACAUUAGCAUUGUUGCCCAGAGUUAUGAUGAUUUGUCAGACCUGUAACUGUAGGUCAUCAUGUUAUCGUGACAUGGUUGUAAGGAGGACAAUAACUUGAACAGCAGAUAAGCAGGAUUAAAGAUUGAUGAUGAUUUA
This is a messenger RNA of Boleophthalmus pectinirostris (great blue-spotted mudskipper), 1976 nucleotides long. RefSeq names its product enoyl CoA hydratase domain containing 1 (gene echdc1). Gene Ontology annotation, biological process: fatty acid beta-oxidation. Gene Ontology annotation, cellular component: cytosol. NCBI's taxonomy places the organism in Eukaryota, Metazoa, Chordata, Actinopteri, Gobiiformes, Gobiidae. The transcript has 8 exons. Bases 382 to 1083 code for a protein of 233 amino acids. The record is from RefSeq and is a predicted model, not a curated record. Gene Ontology annotation, molecular function: enoyl-CoA hydratase activity.